This is a messenger RNA of Stegostoma tigrinum, 2693 nucleotides long. RefSeq names its product deoxynucleotidyltransferase, terminal, interacting protein 2 (gene dnttip2). Gene Ontology annotation, molecular function: RNA binding. Bases 245 to 1750 code for a protein of 501 amino acids. The transcript is spliced from 7 exons. Gene Ontology annotation, biological process: RNA processing. NCBI's taxonomy places the organism in Eukaryota, Metazoa, Chordata, Chondrichthyes, Orectolobiformes, Stegostomatidae. The record is from RefSeq and is a predicted model, not a curated record. Gene Ontology annotation, cellular component: nucleolus.
AAGCGCCAGUCUACCUUUGUGCCACCUCUUUGCAGAGGAUGAAGUCAAUAUCCAUACAGAGAGCCGCAGUGUGGCCUGGAGAAUGCUGCAAUAUUAAGUGGAAGGGUUUGAAGCACGUUUAUUAACCCGAGUGACCAACGUCAAGAUUAUGUAUAAUUUACAGCUGUGAACGCUACUCAUCCUUCCCGGGGGCUGCUCUGCUGAGGCACUGCGGACUGUUUGAACUCGGUACGAAGCGGACACGAUGCGAAGGUGGUGUGGGCAGGUUCGAGGCAACACCGGGCGGAAGUGUCUGGCGGGAAGUCUCGGUGGAGCACCAGGCGGAAGUGGUGCGUGCCGGGCCGGCGGGAUGGUGCAGACCAGGAGCGGACGGCGGACCCAUACCGAGAAGGAGGCAGAACCUGGACUAAGAACACCAGUUAGUCAAAGAAAGACAAGGAGCAGCAGAGUUGAACCUCUGCAAGAGGUUACAGAAUCUCAACCUGAAGGACCAGAAAAUGUUGGAGCGAAACAGAUCAUCGAAACUACAUUGCAGCCUUGUCCAGAGCAGCCAAUAGAACAGUGUGAUAAGUUGGAUGUAAAUGACCAAUGUUCAGAAAGGGCUGUUGGAGAAAAUACUGCUGAAACAGAAGAGGAAAAGCUAAGCAGAACAGACAUUAAUCUGAUUGCAAUAGCUGAUGAAGAGACGAGCGUUGAGGAACAAGAGGAUAGGGAGAAAAAUUUAAAUAAUAAAACCCAAAGUGCAACUCCACCCAUUAUCAGUUUGCAGCUUAGCAGUGAUGAAGACAAGGAUGUCUUGGAGGAUGGUGGCAGUGACACAUUUUUGGAAAAAUCCAGUAUAAAUGUUACAUACAGACCUAUUCUUUUCUCUGAAACCUCUGCCAUUACUUGUGACACAGCAGGAAGCCCUUUGGCAAAGGGUAACAACCUGUUUGUGAUUGACAAACGACCAGGAGCAGAUCAGGAUAAACAAUAUUAUUUAGACUUGAGUGAAAAGGAGGAGAGUGAUAAAAGUGAAGAAGAAAAGGAGGAGAGUGGUGAAAGUGGAGAUGAUGCUGGUGAGAGAGACGAAAAGUCAGAGGAAGACGACGAUGACUUUUUUGAUGAAGAUGAACACGGCGAUGCUUUGAAGAAGAAACCUAAUUUAAUCAAAUUAUCAAGCAAAAUUGAUCCGGGACUUAAUCUGACAGAACUAGGUGGCCUGUACAUAAGCUUCGAUCCUGACAAACAAGGCCCUAAUUCAAAAGCCUUUAAAAAAUUAAAGGAGCAAAAGGAAAGUGAUGAGCUGUUGGCAAAUACCAUCCUGACACCAGAAUUUGAAAAACUGGAUCGUGUUCCACCUUUAAAAGAGUCUAUUCGUCAUCUGAAGAAAAAACGCAGGAAAGAGCGUGCGCAGACCGCGGGCGAUGGCUGGUACAACAUGAAAGCACCUGACCUAACUGAUGAGUUGAAGAAUGACCUGAAGGCACUAAAAAUGAGGGCUGCAAUCAACCCCAAGCGUUUCUACAAGAAAAAUGAUCGUGAAGGCUUCCCUAAAUAUUUCCAGGUUGGUACAGUUCUGGACAAUCCAGUAGACUUCUAUCAUUCUCGUAUUCCGAAGAAAGAAAGAAAACGAACAAUGGUGGAGGAGCUUCUGGCAGAUGCUGAAUUCCGACGGUAUAACAAGAAAAAGUAUCAGCAGAUCAUUGCAGAAAAAGCAGCUCUUGCAGCAGGCAAAAAGAAUCGCAAGAAGAAAAAGUUUAAGAACUAAAUUCUGAAGCAAGACUGAACAAAUGCCUUGUACUGGAUAAUCUUCCAGUCUCAAAUUGUUACACCACAGAAGAAGUCAUUGAGGCAAUACUUUGAGCAAUCCAGUCAGCUCCUGGUUUAUUCUCAUGGUGAAGAAAAUCUAUUUCCUUCAGCCUGCCCAUUUCCCAUUGAAAUCAUUCUUAAUCUGUACUUCCACAACCCAUAAGCAUAGAGUUCUCAGUCAGAAAUACUCUCUGCUUAAAAUAAUUCUUUUUCAUGUCUUUCCUGCUUCUCUUGUCCAUCUCCUUAAGUCGUUCCCCAGAGUCACAGCUAAUGUAUUUAAGAAGUGAUAGAAGUGUUACCAACUUCCUUAUCCACCCAGAUUCAUAGAUGCAAGCUAGCUUAUUCAGCUAAAUUCAGUUUCGGAGAUAAAAGAACUGUUCAGCUGUGCUGAGAUAAGUACUAUGAAAGAUAUUUCAUCUUCAAUAAGCCAGUGUAUUUAAGCAGUUUUUUAAAAUCAAAUCAGUUAUUUAUAAGUUCAUAAAAGUAACAAACGUACGUUUGUGUUCAAUAGGUACUGAAAGCAAGAAUAGGAUUCUUUGCAAUAUUUACAGACUUACCCUGGGCUUUGUCUGUGUGACAGGCAAUUGCGGUUUUUUUGCCUAGAAGGAAUUUCUUACAGAAUUGGGCUUGAAUUGAAAGUUAUUUAUUAUAUGAUGCACCCUCUAAAAUUCAUAAAGGUUAAAUGUGAUGUUCUAGGGUUAUAAUGGAAAAUACUUCCUAAUUUUAUGUAUUGAAUUAUGUCUAGUUUUAACUAAUUGAGAAUUCACCGACUAGAAGAAAUAAUGUACCAACAAGUUUCAUGAAGUGGGCUCUCAAUUUCUCUGAUCAUUCAUGCAAAAAGGUUUUGAUUUCUUUCUCUUGUACUUGUGUUAUACAAGCAAAAUAAAAAUGUCAGAAUACUA